Molecule: messenger RNA, 2162 nt
Organism: Boeremia exigua
Lineage: Eukaryota; Fungi; Ascomycota; Dothideomycetes; Pleosporales; Didymellaceae
Product: FAD binding domain-containing protein
Exons: 3
Coding region: 350-1768 (472 amino acids)
Molecular function (GO): oxidoreductase activity; FAD binding
Source: RefSeq, a predicted model, not a curated record
GAGCCCGCUUAGGUCAGACUGCCGAGCAGGGGCUAUAAGCUCAAGUAGGAAGGACCUCCACGCUUCGGACCUUUCUUUGAAUGCCUAUAGUAGACUCCGCUCGCUAUAGAGUAGGAUAUCCAGGCCACCACAGCCUACCUGGGCAUACACUCCGAGGCCUGUCCAGAACCCAUCAAAUAUCCGGUUGUCGUUACACCACAGCUCUGAUCGGAACGUGAUGGGUCUGACAACCCUGUUAGUAAAAUAUCACUUGCAUGCGCAUGAACUUCGGAUGGAUUUUGCGGUAGUGAUGGCGAAUACUAAAAGCUGGGAGCUCCAGGCAAGCUGACUGACAUUUGUGAAUUGCGCAAUGAAGGUUCUACUCACUUUUCUUUCUGCCUGUUCUGGCAUUUCAGCCCUCGCGAUCCGGGCACCGACGAUUGCCCAGGAUCUGGCGACACUGGUCUCGACAGCUUCCUCGGUAUCAAUUGAGCUUAAUGCAAGAUGGAGCGACUUCAACGCACCUUUGCCGUCGGUCGUAGUAAACGUCACAUCAGAGGACGAUGUGGCUGCGACGGUCAAGUACUGCACUAAAGGAAAUAUUCCCUUCCUGGCACAAAACGGUGGUGUCGCGUGGGCGAACAUAUUCGACUUGGGACAGACCGGUGUGCUGAUCAACCUUGCGGGCCUCAAUACUGUCACAGUGAGCGAUGACAAGAAGUCAGCAACGAUUGGGGGUGGCGCAAGUAUUGGAGAGACUAUUGCUGCAGCAGACGCUGCUGAUGCUUUGGUAUUGACGGGCAAUUGCAAUUGCGUCGGCUCAGUGAGCGCCUACCUUGGUGGAGGUUAUGGCAACCUCAUGGGCGAUGUCGGCUUCGGUGUCGACAACAUUAUCUCGCUCCGCGUCGUUACUGCCGACGGCUCGAUUCGCACCAUCUCGAAAACGUCUGACGCUGACCUCUUCUGGGCCUUCCGCGGCGCUGGUCCAAACUUCGGCGUUGUCAUCUCAGCAACCGUUAAGGCCUCACCCGCCACGGCCACCGACCGAACGGCUUGGAUUAACAACCUCUUCUUCCCAGCGUCCAAGCUACCCGAGAUUGCUCAGACAAUCGAAGACCUCCCCCUCGCCCCCGAACAACGCGUCUACCUCGUGCUUACCAGCGGCGGCCCACCCCUCAAUGAGCCCUCAGUCCUCGUGACUGGCUUCAUGCGCAAAGCCAACGAGGCCACUGGACGCGCCGCCUUCAAGCCUCUCUACGAUCUGCAGCCCGCCAGCGAGUCGGGUGCCGUAACUCCAUACGCAAACUGGAACGACGCCAACAUCAACUUCUGCGUGCGCGGCGGCCGCAAGCCUUCCUUCAGCACGACCAUCACCUCAAUGAAGCCGGACGUCUGGCCGCAGAUCUGGGACGCAUACACGGCGUUCCAGGCCAAGGGCCCCAACACUGCGGUCUUGAUUGAGAGAUACAACUUGACGGCCGCGAAGGCGCAGCUAGACGGUGCGACAGCGCUGAACCCCGCGCUCAGACAGCCUGCGUUUGCGCAGGCGAUUGUGAUUCCGUGGUACGACGACGCAGGGCUAGAUGACGAGGCGCUGGCGUUCGGGAGGGGGGUCAGGGACCUGUGGAGCGAUGCGGCUGAUGCCACGCAGAACCCGACGUACGCGAAUUUUGCACAUGGGGACGAGAGCUUAGAAGCAAUCUACGGGACGAGUUUGCCGCGGCUGAGGAAGGUGAAGAAGACGUGGGAUCCAAAGGGUGUGUUUGGGCAGUGGUUUCCUAUCAAGUAGGAAGUGCGAGUGGGAACGACAUAAACGUAAAUGACGAAUGAAUGAUUAUGCUGGUUCUCAAUGUGUAGACUCGUACCAAUCAAUUGCCAGAAUUUGCAGAUCACUCUGACAUACGGACGAUUAUUGAGGACACAGGUUUGCAUCAAAUAUAACCCACGCCACGAGGCCAUAGGAAACGUGAGAAGCUGCUUGUUGGCCUCUUUCCAAAGCAAAUACUCACUGCCCCCUCUCCAGCACCUCACACCUAACCCAAAACUCAUCCCACGCCACACACCCCUCCAUCUCCCCCGCCAACACCACUGCCUCCCUAGCCUCCUCGAUCUCCCCCUCCAAACCUUCCCGCUCCAGAAGCGCAAAAAAUACGGCCCCUGUACCGCCCCCUGCCCUACGAGGG